Pseudocercospora fijiensis CIRAD86 is the source of this 1308-nucleotide messenger RNA. RefSeq lists its product as uncharacterized. The transcript is spliced from 6 exons. Bases 1 to 1308 code for a protein of 435 amino acids. NCBI's taxonomy places the organism in Eukaryota, Fungi, Ascomycota, Dothideomycetes, Mycosphaerellales, Mycosphaerellaceae. The record is from RefSeq and is a predicted model, not a curated record.
AUGUCCACCGAAACCUCCUCCACCACCUCCACCCUCCCCAACCCUCAAAGUCCCUCCCACCAAGCCGUGGACCCCUCCCAAGCCCAAGGCGCCCAAAUCCCCCUCACAGACUUCAACAUCCCCUCCUUCCCCCAAGAAGCCCGUUCCCUCCGCGCCCUCACCCUCACCUCCGACAUAAAAGUCGACGAAUACCAAGAAAUCCUCGAACGCCCAUGGACAAUAUCCCCCACAAUCCCCGCGAGCAUAGAAGGUCUGACGCUCGAGUUGUUUUCUAUGGGAUACCCGAAAGGAUGGUUGAGUGCCCUCGCCGAUCGCGUCCCGAACGUUAAGAGUUUGGUGGUGUACUCUCAGAUAUUCGGGGGCUUGAGUGAGGAGACGACGGCCGAUGCGGUGGAGUUUUUUAAGAAGUUAGACGGGUUGAGGGCGGUGCAUUUUUUGGAUGUUUUUGCUAAACCCCACUUCUUCGAACGCAUAUCCCCCUACCUAAAACACAACAACACCUCCUCAACACCCGGCGAAGCACGUCGAGGCCUAAUGUUUCUAGAGAUAAACUACACAUUCCGGCACGAAGACGAAGAAUUCAUGGGAAAGAUCCAAGCACCCGAAUUACCAUUGCUCAUCGGGCCAGGUCUGAUCUCUUUAUCUUUGAAUUUAUCCGAACCGGAAAACGCAGAGGAAGACGAACAGGAUCCGACGACGAUUCAGGGAGUCGGUACGAAAGAAGGGAUCAUGGCGUUUAAUAAGACGCUUACGAAGGAGUUGAUUGAGGCGUUGACGAGUGAAGAGACGGCGCCGAAAGGGUUGAGGGCGUUGAAUACCACGCUUUAUACGUUGACGCCGGAGAUGAUUGGGGAGGUUUUGAAGGAUAAGAAGAAUUUGAUGGUGUUGCAGAUGACGGCUGAGAUUGAACCAGGGGAGGCGACGAAGAAGAAGCUUUUGGGAGCGAUUGAGCAUUUGGAACAUCUGGAGAGUUUGGAGAUUGUGGCAAAUCCGAGUUUGCAGUUUUACAUGGAUAUACAGAAUCCGCGACAUCAAGUUCUGGAAAAGACAUUCCCAGAUGUUUGGGACAUGAACAAACUCAGCGAAAAGCAAGAGAAGCUGGCGAGCUUCAAAGCGAAUGUCCUCCGUACAACCACGCUGGGCACGAUCGAUUGGGAGCGCGUGGAUGAGGUGACUUUCUGCGAUAUGAAGAGCUCUAAGUCCUUCGGCACGUCACCGGUCGUCGCUCAAGAAGCUGAGCCCAUCGUCUACCUCGAACAUCCAGUCGUGGAGUCGGACCACCAGUCUGAUAUGGCGCACACGCGUUAG